GGGGCCGGGCUUUUGUUUGCUUCCUCCUAGAUCGCACGGAUACAGUUUGGGGGGGCAGCCCAGGAAGCAGAGGCGUCCCCAGCAAAGGCAACGGGAGAGAAAAAGAAGGAGAGCCACCAAGUCUUGCAGGGUACUCACAUUUGGCUUGAUUGAGAUUUGCAAGCAACAUUGAAACAGCAUGGCUUCUGUUCCAGAUGACGGGAAAGUUCAAACCCCUCCAGCAGAGCAAAAGGGCCAGGGUUCACGGCCUUGUCCAAUUACAAAUGUUCAUCCUGAAGAAUUUGCAAAGAUCCGUAAUCAGUGUAAAGAAGAAAGUUUUUGGUACAGAGCUCUUCCUCUGUCUUUGGGAAGUAUGCUUGUUGUUCAAGGACUGGUUGGCCAAGGUGUCCUAAAACCGAAUCCUAAACUUGGACCUCUACCUAAAAUGGCACUUGCUGGUGUCCUGGGUUUUGCUGUUGGGACAAUGUCGUAUAUAAGAACAUGCCAGAAGAAGUUUGAACAGGCUGGUGUGCAGUUUCCUGGCCCAGGACGAAAAUGGCAUUGUCAUCACAUGUGUGAGGAGUGUAAGGCUAAGAAUAAAGCAAGCCAGCUGGAAAAACCACAGCCUUCUGUUUCUUAAAGCAGGUAACAUGGAAGACAUCAUUUUGUCAUGGUACUCAUAUUCAAAUAUGGCCUCACUUAUUUUUUUUAAAAAACUGCAUUUAUACACAAUGUUUAUAAUCAAUUUUAAAUAAAAUUACGCUAAUAUA
This is a messenger RNA of Anolis sagrei ordinatus, 749 nucleotides long. RefSeq names its product OCIA domain containing 2 (gene OCIAD2). NCBI's taxonomy places the organism in Eukaryota, Metazoa, Chordata, Lepidosauria, Squamata, Anolidae. Gene Ontology annotation, cellular component: mitochondrial inner membrane. The record is from RefSeq and is a predicted model, not a curated record.